Molecule: messenger RNA, 1848 nt
Organism: Humulus lupulus (European hop)
Lineage: Eukaryota; Viridiplantae; Streptophyta; Magnoliopsida; Rosales; Cannabaceae
Product: spermidine hydroxycinnamoyl transferase-like
Exons: 1
Coding region: 188-1570 (460 amino acids)
Molecular function (GO): acyltransferase activity, transferring groups other than amino-acyl groups
Source: RefSeq, a predicted model, not a curated record
GGUAAUUUCACUCUGAUACAUAGAAAACUAUGUUUUGUUGAAAAUGGUUAUAGCACAUGUACAGUGAUGAGUACUAAUUUGUCCUAUAAAAAGAAUACUUAUCAUAUUAUAUUUCCUAAGCAUUUCUUCCAAAGAAAAUAGCACUUUGAAAUCAAGUAAAGCAAAAAAAAAAAAAAAAAAAAUAUUAAUGGCUCUGAAAACGAAGGCCUGCUACAUGGUAAAGCCAUCUGAGCCAACAUGGAAAGGUUACCAAUUUCUAUCAGAAUGGGAUCAAACUGGUACCAUUACUCAUGUACCCACUAUCUACUUCUAUCGCCCACCUGAAGACUGGGUUAAGCUAGGUGAUAAGAUCGCCGCCAUCGUUAAACAAUCGCUGAGCCGAGCUCUGGUCCCUUUCUACCCACUCGCCGGUCGUUUGCGUCGGCUUCCCGGUCAUCGUCUUGAGCUCAACUGCAACGCUGAAGGGGUUGAGUUCGUUGAAGCCGAGUCCAAUUUGAACCUCGAUGAACUCGGUGACUUAUCUCGUUCAUCAGAAUAUUACUAUGACCUUCACCUUUCUCCUCUUGUGGACUAUACACGACCGAUUCAUGAGCUACCGCUGCUUAUUGUGCAACUAACUAGGUUUGCAUGCGGUGGUUUUAGCCUUGGCUUAAGCAUUUCACAUGCUGUGGUCGACGGCCCAAGUGCAUUACAUUUUUUGUCGGAGUGGGCUGGUCUUUCACGAGGCGAGCCACUAAAAACGAUGCCGUUUCUGGAUCGGGAAAUCCUCAGGGGAGACGAUGACGUCUCAUUCGGGGAGCUUUCAUGUCUGGACCAUUGCGAUUUCGAUCACCUUCCUCUCUUGAUCGGGCAAUCGGACAACCUAGAAGAGAAGAAGAAGGAUGUCACCCCAGCUUUCCUAAAUGUAACGAAAGAACAACUCGAGAAGUUGAAGAAGUUAGCGAACGCCGGUCGAGCUAGGGGGACUCGUCCCUACAGUCGGUACGAGAUGUUGGCCGGGCACAUUUGGAGGUGCGCAUGCAAAGCCCGAAAGCACAUGGCCGAGCAGCGAACGGCUCUGGCCAUCUGCGUGGAUGUGCGGAGCCGUAUAGAACCGCCCCUGCCGAGUGCCUACUUCGGCAAUGCGUCAUUUGAUGUGAAAGCCGUAUGUAGUUCGGGAGAGUUAUUGGUGUGUUCACUAGGGUUUGCGUCGAGCCGAAUAAGAGAGGCGGUUGAAAAAGUAACAAACGAUUAUAUCUGGUCAAAUCUAAAGUAUUUGAAGAGUCAGAAGGACUUGAGCAUGUUUCAAGAUCUUCACGGAGAAGAGUCGAGUACUGAUAAUAAAGAGCUUUUCUAUGGAAACCCUAAUCUUGGUGUUGUAAGCUGGUUGAGGCUGCCAUUACACGAUCUUGAUUUCGGAUGGGGAAAGGAAGUUGCUAUGAGUCUAGACACUUAUGAUACUGACUUUGAUGGAGACUUUGUGCUUCUUCAAAAUCCUAGUGGUGAGGAUGGAAGCUUGAUUGUCUCAGUACGUUUGCAAGUUCCGCAUAUGGAUUCCUUCAAGAAGCAUUUCUAUGCUGAUAUAAUAUAGUGGUUUCUCGCUUGGCUUGGUGUGUUUAAUUAAUUUGUGUUAAGACUAUAUAUGUAUGAGCUCAAUAAUUCUAAAGCCAGAGUGAGUACCAUCACAUUAUUCGGAUUUGUGAGUAAUAAGUAGUAUGAUGAGAUUCAAGUUUCUUGCAUGCUUAUUGUUAAUAAUUUUAUAACUUUAUUUAAUGUACCGACCCCGCCUCUGGAGUAUAUAUGCCCUUUUUUUUUUAGUAAUAAAUUGGCUAAUCUUGGAAGGGUUACCUGGCAUUAUAUGGAGAGGGU